GCGGCCGGGGCUGGAGCCGGAGCGGCGGCGGGGCCGCGGCCCGGGAGGAUGGAGGGUGCCGCGGUGAACCUGCGGGCUCUGUACGAGCGGCUGGUGCGCCAGGCCGAGGUUCUGAGCGAGGGCAACGAAUUCCAGUUCCUCCAGCUGGCCAAGAACUUCGAGGAGUCCCGCAGGAGGUGGCAGAGGACGGAGCAGGAGCUGGGCAGGUACAAGGACCUGCUGCUGAAGACGGAGGCCGAGCGCAGCGCCCUGGACGUGAAGCUCAAACACGCCCGGAACCAGGUGGACGUGGAGAUCAAACGCAGGCAGAGGGCUGAGAUGGACUGUGAGAAGCUGGAGCGGCAGAUCCAGCUGAUCCGGGAGCUGCUCCUGUGUGACUCCUCGGGCAGCCUCCAGCUCAGCGAGGAGCAGAAGUCUGUCCUGGCCUUCCUCAACAGGCCCAAGGUGUCCGUGGGGGGCUCAGGCAGCAAAAGGCUGUCCACCAUAGAUGAGUCUGGCUCCAUCCUGUCGGACAUCAGCUUCGACAGGACCGAGGACUCGCUGGACUGGGAUUCCUCCGUGGUCAAAGCUGUCAGGCUGAAGAGGAGGGAGAAGAGGGUGAGUUUGUUCACCCCGGCAGCCACAAGUGCCACCAUCUGCCACCUCAGUUCCUCUCUUUCUGGGG
Lepidothrix coronata (blue-crowned manakin) is the source of this 664-nucleotide messenger RNA. Its product is annotated as rac GTPase-activating protein 1-like. The transcript is spliced from 6 exons. NCBI's taxonomy places the organism in Eukaryota, Metazoa, Chordata, Aves, Passeriformes, Pipridae. The annotation marks the transcript as partial. The record is from RefSeq and is a predicted model, not a curated record.